AUGUCUCAUUUGAGAUCUCCACGUUCAAAAGUAUCAUAUAGUAGUAAUAUCCCCUUUUCAAAGGUAGAUGUAUACGAUGAUAAUGGUAGUAUGCCACCUGAUACUAGGGUGCUUACUCCCAUCCAUUGUCAAUUGCCAUCUUUUGUUCAGAGUUGUAUCGUUCAGCAUGCCUCGCAUCAAUACCUCGCAUUGUUUGAACAAAAUAAUAUCUUAGUUCCACUGAUGAGAAGAAGGGUUUCAGAUACUGAUGGAAACAGAGUUCCAUCUUUCGAGAAACUGCUCACGCUCGCAUUGGUUUGCAAAUCAUGGUUUAAAUAUGUUUCAUGUCGAGUCACUCGAUUCAAUGCAGCUUGGAAAGGCGAUUGUAGUCAAUUCGAUAAGUUAGAAAGUCGUCUUAUCCUCCCAACACCGUGGUCACUCUACCACGUUGAUAAUAUUCUCAGACUAACAAUCCAAGAGCGUGGUUGGAACGAUGAACAAAAGUCUGAUGAGGAUAGACUGGACAUCGUGUGUGACUAUAUUGACAAUUUCCCAAAUCUCACAACCAUUGUCAUUCGAACUCAAGUUGGUGAUUGGGUGGUUGCCUUUCUAGCCGAGAGCUAUCCACAUAUCGAUAUUCAUGUCAAAGUUGAUUUUCAUCGUAAAUUCCUCUCCGACUUUGGUGCUGAAGAGAUUACCAUUGACUAUGACUUUUCGAAAUUUAAAAACAUAAAGUCUAUCAAAAUGAAAGUUAAAGACAUGGAGAUGGAAGGUGACAAGAAAAUAGUGACAGAAAACUUUUACAAUGUUGUUAGAUGGUGGCAAACAGAUUCGAUUAAUCUUCGCUUCGAAAAUGUAUGGGGCGACGAGAAUCCCAGAAUGCAUACUAGAUACAACACACUCUUUAGAAUCAAGACACUCAGACACUUGAGAAUUGAUGAUGAUUUAAUAGAACUACGUGAUUUACUUGUUGCCGUCUGCGAAUGUCCACAUAUUGAAUCAUUGGCGGUUGCUAUUUCCUUCUGUCAUCUUGGUGGCAGUGAAGAUGGUCAUGGACUUUGCAAAUGUUAUGGUAUCAACGAGCAUAGUGGUGUCCCCCUGGAAGAUCCAGAGAACUGGAACAGAGUAUGCAAAGCCUGGCUUCCAAUCAAACUAUCAAAAGACUUUCCAUUAGAAAUUGGUGUUACCACUAUGCAAACCAUAGAAAGAUCACCCCAGAAUCUCAACAAGCAUUUGCUCAGAUAUGGGCAUUGA
Molecule: messenger RNA, 1233 nt
Organism: Heterostelium album PN500
Lineage: Eukaryota; Evosea; Eumycetozoa; Acytosteliales; Acytosteliaceae
Exons: 1
Coding region: 1-1233 (410 amino acids)
Source: RefSeq, a predicted model, not a curated record